AUGGGACUGCAGGAAGUGCGCAAUGGGCUCCGAGAGUCGCUUGCGGACUUGGCGGAUCUCAAGCGAGAGGAAGACGCACAAGCGAAGGCGGCCCUGUCGGAGCGCAAGACAGCGCUAGCCCGACUAGAUGGCCUUUGCACAAAAAGAAUUGAAAUAUGCGACGAGCUCAAGGUUCUGGAGAACGAUGACGAGGAGCCUCUGGGCCAAGAACUGCGGAAACUCGGGUCAGAGCAUGAUUCCCUCAACGACGAGAUUCGGCAGCUGGAGGAGAUGCUUGCGGGGAUGCAAAACCGGCGCCGGCGGCUUAAAGAGAGGAUGAACGACGUCAAGAGCAAACGGGAAGCUGGGCUCAGCGGGUACCGUGGCGCUCUCAAGGAUGUAGAUGCCGAGGUCAAUACUCUCUUGCGCCGUCCUCCUGUUCACCCGCUAGGCCCGGAGAUGCUCGACCGUGGCAAGGACGAAGGCGAGGAGGCGAGGUCAACCGGAGGAUUGGACUUCAUGCGACUUAUCCCGCAGCGGCGCACUAUCGAAAUGGCAAGAGCAUGGUGGGAAGCCGAGGUCGAGAUUCUGGAGCAGCAACGAGCUCAUAUCGGCGAAGAGCAACAGGCUCUGGAGCAAGGCAGCAUCGUCUGGCAAGAAGUCGUCGCCCUGGUAACCCACUUCGAGUCGAGGCUACGAGAGAUUAUGAAGGCUGGGACGAGCAAAUCGACUCGGUCCUUCUUGGCCUUGGACGGGAAGAAGGUAUCCCGGGAUGAUCUGAUACGAAGCCAGCUUCCCAUAAUGGAUGAGGUUGUAGCAGGGCUGGCACAGCGUAUGCAAGUGGCCGAGAGCAAGCGCUGGAACCUGCUCAUUUGCGCCAUUGGGGCUGAGUGGGAGACGUUCAAAGAGGCCCAUGACGUUCUCAAAGGCAUCGUCGACGGCGCCAAUGGUGGAGUCGUUGGGAAUGCCGCCGGCGAUCGUCCCGGGAUGUCGCCUGCCGCUGAUGAGUUCGGGGACGACGACCCGGUGAAUCGUGAAGAGCCGGGCCGGGGCGACGUCCUUGCAGAGAGCGACAAUGAAGUCCCGGCAGAUCUCUUCGUCUCGCGCCUAGACGAUGCAGAGCGCGUACCAGUCAAGAGUCAGUUGGACUAUGCCGACGUCCGGGGCAGAAGGGACAGCGAGAACGAUGUGCCCCCGGAGUUUCUAGCUGAGCACGACCACGGCAAGGACCUCCCAGUCGCGCCACCAUGA
This is a messenger RNA of Hirsutella rhossiliensis, 1230 nucleotides long. RefSeq names its product Atg28p-like protein. NCBI's taxonomy places the organism in Eukaryota, Fungi, Ascomycota, Sordariomycetes, Hypocreales, Ophiocordycipitaceae. The record is from RefSeq and is a predicted model, not a curated record. The transcript has a single exon. Bases 1 to 1230 code for a protein of 409 amino acids.